Molecule: messenger RNA, 498 nt
Organism: Saccostrea echinata
Lineage: Eukaryota; Metazoa; Mollusca; Bivalvia; Ostreida; Ostreidae
Exons: 5
Coding region: 1-444 (147 amino acids)
Molecular function (GO): calcium ion binding
Source: RefSeq, a predicted model, not a curated record
AUGUGGAAGAUAGCUCUUUUAGUUUGGGGAGUAGGAUUAGCCCUUGCUGUACAGGUAGACUUUCGUCCUUACGACCAUUCUGCCGAGCUUCUUUUCAAUGGAUCCGACUUCAACCAUGAUCACAUCUUUUCCCGCGAGGAGCUAGAACAGGAAUUCCAAAAGUAUGACGCAAACGGGGAUGGUCGUGUUUCUCGCCAUGAGUAUACAACGUACGUAACAACUACAACCCCCGAACUCCACGACUUUGCACAUGCGCUCUACGAUGAUUAUGAUGUUUCCGGUGACCACCAUCUUGAUCAUCACGAUUAUGAUAUGUAUUAUGCCAAACUAGAUGCUGACAGUGAUGGACAAGUUACACGUCCAGAAUUUGUGGAUUACUGGGUUAAGCUGUUCAUAGCGACGGAACACCUUCACGGCCACGGACAUAGUGGACAUGGCAAAUAAGUACAUUGUCGAGAUUAGAGAUAUAAAUAUACACAUGUGUGUAUGAAUACUUCA